Messenger RNA from Durotheca rogersii, 951 nucleotides. RefSeq lists its product as uncharacterized. The record is from RefSeq and is a predicted model, not a curated record. The transcript has 4 exons. NCBI's taxonomy places the organism in Eukaryota, Fungi, Ascomycota, Sordariomycetes, Xylariales, Xylariaceae. The coding region runs from base 206 to 460 and encodes 84 amino acids.
GAUAUCGACUUCGGCUGCUUGUCCCGAAGCCGUCUUGUGGGGACAGAAGCGAGCGAAACCCUUCAUACAUGUGCCCAGGCGCACCUAUCGCAUCCAUACGCACAUACAUAUCGCUCGAGACGCCUGCCUGCCGACGACACCGCCUCUGACGACACCGCCUCCGACCCAUUCCCGUUCUUCUCCAGCGCACAGUUGAUGGCUCGACAUGUCUUCCCAAACUGAGCCGGCCGCCCAGCCGGGCGCGGACCCGUGGAACGAGGAGACCAAGCGCAAGUUCCAAAACAAAUCCAAGAGCGAGUAUCUCGAUCCCUGCCAGGAAGCCGCCGCGCGGAGCUUCCGAUGCCUCAACCGAAACGAAGGGGAUAGGCAGAUGUGCACCGAUUACUUCGAGGCAUAUCGCGCAUGUAAAAAAGAAUGGAUCGAUAAGCGUAAGAAAGAAGGGAGGUCCUUUUUCGGUUAGGGCGGAGAACUCGAAGACGGGCCGAGCGAGCAUCGCAAGAACAGGACAUGGAGGUGACACCUAGGUGUAGAUGAACGGGGGGUACGGCGAGCUAAAGCAACGGCACGACGACCAUGGAUACAACGACGACGGCGGUGACGACGGGAUCAUUGGCGCAAUAGCACUACAUAUGUACACAUAAAACACUUGACGAGGGAGAGGUGCCGGAUAUGACGGCGUAGAAUUCCGCUCCUCACGAAGCCAUAGAUAGCCACCGGCGAGGUGUGGAAGUGUGGGAGGGGUGUAAGAGAAAGACCUUGGCUAUCUACGCACGCGAACCCGCUGACCUGAUGAGCGAUUGCCGACCCCACGGAUUCGUGUCCCGCACCCUUUCUACGAGACAGGACAGGACGACAGGGCAUACCUAGGUAGAGAGGCAGGUAUAGAAUCUUCCUGCGCCAGCCCACGCCACACACCUCCCUGUCUACAAGCCAUCGCAGAGGCAUUGGAAG